Emiliania huxleyi CCMP1516 is the source of this 354-nucleotide messenger RNA. RefSeq lists its product as hypothetical. The transcript has a single exon. Lineage: Eukaryota; Haptophyta; Isochrysidales; Noelaerhabdaceae. The record is from RefSeq and is a predicted model, not a curated record. The coding region runs from base 1 to 354 and encodes 117 amino acids.
AUGCCGUCGCCGGACGCGGCGGCGAGGCACACGGGCGCCGGCGUGGCGCGUCGGCAGGCCCACCACGAGCGGAUGCGCGACGAGCGCGCUCGGGAAGCGGCCGCGGGCGACGCGGAGCUUCCGCCGGAGGACGACGCGGUCGAGAUGGCGAGCGCCGUCCACGUGCUGGACAGCGUGGCGGAGGUGGGCCCGAACUACACCCUGCUGCGCAGCAAGGAGACGAAGGCGAAGCGGCGGAAGCGAAAGCGCGAGGAUGCCAGGGCGGCGCUCGACGGCCACUCUGUCCUGUCCACCGGAUCGCGGGAGGAGGACGGGGACGGACGGAUCGUGCACGAGGUCGAGUACGACGGCUAA